GAGAGAGUGACGUGGGUGGGCGAAAGAAAGUGGUGGGGGUAGGUGUAGUGGAUCCAUUCAUGCAACCGACGUACAGUGCGGAAGGUGCAGGCGGUGGAGCAAGCAGCCAGAGCCUGAUUGGCCGUUGGCGGGUGCGGACUGAACACUUUGACUACCGCCGCGGCGACCGCGUGUCUAUGCACGCGUGUGUCACGCGCGGUGCCGCGCUGUUGCUGUCGUCAUCGUUGCCUAGUAGCGCUAUAGUAAAUCAUGGACGCUCCGACUGAAGCCACGUGGUGCUGUUGGUAGUGGUGGUGGUCGUCGCCUGGUAGAUCGCAACGCGAAUCGAAAUCCCGAGAGGAAAAAUGGUCGCGGAGGUUUGGAGGCUGCCUCACAGACGACAUGCAACGAUGUAUCUGGUUCAUUUGCAUAUAUCAUAAGGGGAAAGAAAUUGCAGAAACGCGGGGGAUAUUUUCUUGUCGCGCUAUUGGACGCGGAUUCGACUGAUGUGUGGCUUGCACGUAACUUUCAGUCGCCUGGAAAGUUACACACGUAAGAGAAGAUCAAGCGAGUUCUCCCACAUUGCGCCCGGGCAUGUACUGUAGAAGUUGUAAUUCGGAGGACGACGAGAAGCCGGCCUCGCUUAAUCCAACGUUGCAAUCAGAUCCAGGACUUUGUGGAGCUUGGAUGCAAACUCAACGUCUAGCUCUUUCAGCGAAUUCGAAGCUCAGAGCAACGGGAACCACAAACGCGUCUUCAUUGCACUCCAUCCGACUUGGAUGCAGUGACUCGCCUCGGCGGAGGCUCUCGAGUUUCGUCGAGGGAAUUGCGACUCCUCGUCAAGAUUCAGACCGGGCAUUCUCCAAGGUACUGCUCUGUGGCCAAGAAAGGAGCACACCCACGACACACCCAUGAAACGCCGGCGAGAAGCGCGAAUCGACAUUCCACGGCGGAAACAAAUGUUUAUUGCGCCCGCGUUUAUUCCGGUGAAUUGUGCCGCGCGCGGCGAGAAUUCGCAUUUUGCAGUUUCCUUCGCCUUGCCGUCGCCAAUAUGCACCGCAAUCGUAAAUCAGGUUUAUGCGCGAACGCGUCCAUUCGUAGGGGAAAUAUCAGGAAAAAUAAGAGCGCGUGGUAUUGUCUGGGUGAACGUGCACGCAUUACUCGAGUGCACUUUGAUCCUUAGUCGGGCGCGGCCGCGAUGAUCGCAUCAUCUCCGAGCGCAAUGCCUGCACGGAAAAGAAUAAUUUUGCUCUUUUAGCAAAAUCAUCGUUGCUACUGCAUAUUCGUAGUGACAUAAAGAAAAUUUAGUUGACGUAACUAAUUUU
This is a messenger RNA of Odontomachus brunneus, 1304 nucleotides long. RefSeq lists its product as uncharacterized. The transcript has 3 exons. NCBI's taxonomy places the organism in Eukaryota, Metazoa, Arthropoda, Insecta, Hymenoptera, Formicidae. The coding region runs from base 574 to 894 and encodes 106 amino acids. The record is from RefSeq and is a predicted model, not a curated record.